AUGUUUUGCACGAUUUUUGAUCAGCUCAUUGAGUGUUGUAAGCUUCCUAAUGAAAGUAUAUUCAGUACUGAACUGGAAUUUGAGCUUGAAAGCAUCAAAAAAACUCCUCAUUGUCAAGAGAUGUUAAAUUGUAUUCAUGCUUCAGGGUCUUGCUUUGGAAAUAUUUUGAAUUAUAAUUCUUUUAGGCCAAACACUUCAAUAAGGUAUUUAACUAGUAACUUACACCAAAGAUAUGGAACUAAACAAUUAUCUCUAUUACCUAAAUACGAAGCUAUUCUGUUUGAAGGUAUAAAUAAUGAGCAAAAUAAGAUAGAUAACGAAUUGGUUCAGAAUUUAAUAGAAAAUGAUCCUCAAAUUGGUAAUCAAUUGUUAAACUUCAUUCAAGCUUUAAGCAAAGGAAUAAUGGUAAAACAAGUUUUGGACUUAACAAUAGGUGACACAAAGUAUAUAGCAAUGUAUCUUUCAAAGAAUCUAAGCAGCCUGAUUCUGGACAAUUUUGGUGGAGUAUUGUUAGAAGUACCUUUAAAAUUUGUAAUCGACGUUGUUUUCAGUGAUUUCUCAAAUGAUAAAAAGACACUAAUCAACGAAUUCACAAUCAGAAAAGGUUAUGAACCUGUAAAACUGAAUGAAGAUAUUCAAUAUUUAGUUUCUAUAGACCUUGGUACACAGAUGAAGUCUAUUUGUCUAACUUUUAGUUCAGAAAUUGAUGGAAUGAGCUUUUGUACGAAUCUUUGUAAAUUAAUUAGUUAUUUAAAUCUAAAAAGAAUAGGAUGA
Messenger RNA from Cryptosporidium ubiquitum, 774 nucleotides. RefSeq lists its product as uncharacterized. Lineage: Eukaryota; Apicomplexa; Conoidasida; Eucoccidiorida; Cryptosporidiidae. The transcript has a single exon. The coding region runs from base 1 to 774 and encodes 257 amino acids. The record is from RefSeq and is a predicted model, not a curated record.